Messenger RNA from Mesocestoides corti, 684 nucleotides. The record is from the annotation of a GenBank genome assembly. NCBI's taxonomy places the organism in Eukaryota, Metazoa, Platyhelminthes, Cestoda, Cyclophyllidea, Mesocestoididae.
AUGAAUUUACUUUUAACAGAAGAUGAAAUUGAGCCUAAAAAGCUUCCAGGUACCUGGGAAGAUGAGGAGGAUGUUCCGGAAACGUGGGAUGACGAACUAAAACCAAAGGAAGACUCUAAGCCCAAGUCGGUGGCACCACCUAAAGCGUCAGCUAAACAAAAAAUUGCUGCAAAACGAGAAAAAAAGAGCGCAAUGAUUGCUGAAUUUCAGAAGAAACAGGAGGAAUCUGGGGCUCGGCAACUCACCGAGCUUGAGCGUGAGGAACUCAACAAAGAGCAAGAAUGUGUCCUAAUAAUGGAUUCAUUCGGUGUUGCAGAUCCUCCACCUCAGUCUUCCUCUCAAUUUGAUGUCAGUAAAGUAUCAACCAAGCAGGAUUUUAUCGAUCUAUCCAACAUGCUUGUUGAGAAAUUCAAAAAACUUGAGGUAAUCUUGCGCGACUAUUUUACUUUAAGACUUCUCCCCAUUAUUCGAAAUUCGCAGAAGACCUUAUCCGACAGAUUUCUGGAUCUGGAUGAUUUGAAGGACUUAUCGACAUCUAUUAAUGCCUUAAUCACGGAGAAACAGAAACUUGUAAAGACCAAAACGAAGAAGAAAAGUGUAAAAACGAAGUUGGUUGUUGAACGAAGCAUUAACGAUCUUGACUUUGAUGAAAACGGUGAUGACGACUUUGAUGAUUUUCUGUAA